Dromaius novaehollandiae (emu) is the source of this 4796-nucleotide messenger RNA. RefSeq names its product WNK lysine deficient protein kinase 4 (gene WNK4). Gene Ontology annotation, biological process: monoatomic ion homeostasis; intracellular signal transduction; protein phosphorylation. Gene Ontology annotation, cellular component: cytoplasm; cytosol. Lineage: Eukaryota; Metazoa; Chordata; Aves; Casuariiformes; Dromaiidae. Bases 101 to 4204 code for a protein of 1367 amino acids. Gene Ontology annotation, molecular function: potassium channel inhibitor activity; protein serine/threonine kinase activity; ATP binding. The transcript has 20 exons. The record is from RefSeq and is a predicted model, not a curated record.
GCCCGGGCCGGGGCUCGGCGGGCGCGGGCGGACGGCGGCGGCGCCAGGUGCGAAGCUGCGCGGGGAGCGGCUGAGCCGCCGCCGUCGCCGCCGCGGGCCGAUGCUGGCGGCGGAGCCGGCCGCCGCCGGCGGGGCCAUGUCCCAGCCCGAGGCGGAGCGGGCGGGCGGCGGCGGCGCGGCGGAGCCGGAGCCCGAGCCGGAGCCGGAGCCGGGACCCCCCGGGCGGGCGCCGCACCGCAGCCGCGGCCGGCGGCUCUCGGGGCGCGAGUCGCGGCGCCCGUCCGGCCGCUUCAGCCGCCGCAGCUCGGCCGAGCUGGAGCUGCUGGGCUACGCGGCGGCAGCGGCGGCGGCGGCGGGGCCGGGCGGCGCGGGGCGCGGGGGGCCGGGGCCGGGGUCGCCGCCGCCCGCCGCCCGCCGCCGCGAGCCCGAGGAGACGGAGAGCGAGGAGGUGGAGACGCGCGCCGUGGCCACCUCCCCCGACGGCCGCUUCCUCAAGUUCGACAUCGAGAUCGGCCGCGGCUCCUUCAAGACCGUGUACAAGGGGCUGGACACGGAGACCACCGUGGAGGUGGCCUGGUGCGAGCUGCAGACGCGGAAGCUGUCCAAGACGGAGCGGCAGCGCUUCAGCGAGGAGGUGGAGAUGCUCAAGGGGCUGCAGCACCCCAACAUCGUCCGCUUCUACGACUCCUGGAAGUCGUCCGUCAAGGGCCAGAUCUGCAUCGUGCUGGUCACCGAGCUCAUGACCUCCGGCACCCUGAAAACCUACCUGAAGCGGUUCAAGGAGAUGAAGCUGAAGGUGCUGCAGCGCUGGAGCCGGCAGAUCCUCAGGGGGCUGCACUUCCUGCACACCCGCUCGCCCCCCAUCAUCCACCGCGACCUCAAGUGCGACAACAUCUUCAUCACCGGCCCCACCGGCUCCGUCAAGAUCGGCGACCUGGGCCUGGCCACGCUCAAGCGCGCCUCCUUCGCCAAGAGCGUCAUCGGCACCCCCGAGUUCAUGGCGCCGGAGAUGUACGAGGAGAAGUACGACGAGGCGGUGGACGUCUACGCCUUCGGCAUGUGCAUGCUGGAGAUGGCCACCUCGGAGUACCCCUACUCGGAGUGCCAGAACGCCGCCCAGAUCUACCGCAAGGUCACCUCGGGGCUGAAGCCCAGCAGCUUCUACAAGGUGAAGGUGCCGGAGCUGAAGGAGAUCAUCGAGGGCUGCAUCCGCAUGGACAAGGACGAGAGGUACACCAUCCAGGACCUGCUGGAGCACUCCUUCUUCCAGGAGGACACCGGGGUGCACGUGGAGCUGGCCGAGGAGGACGACGGCGUCAAGUCGGGGCUCAAGCUCUGGCUGCGCAUGGACGACACGAAGAAGCUGCACGGCAAGUACAAGGACAACAACGCCAUCGAGUUCCUCUUCGAGCUCUACAAGGACGUGGCCGAGGAGGUGGCGCAGGAGAUGGUGAUGCUGGGCUUCGUGUGCGAGGCCGACUACAAGCUGGUGGCCAAGGCGGUGCGGGACCGCGUGGUGGCCAUCAAGCGCAAGCGGGAGAAGCUGAAGCGGGCGCAGGAGGCGGCACCGCGCGCCGAGCCGGAGCCGGAGCCAGCGCCGGGCGUGCUGCAGCUGCUGGAGGAGCUGAAGUCCCCGGGGACGCCCGGCACCCCCGCCGCCUCCCCCGCCACCCCCGGCUCCGGCGACUCCGUCUUCGGCAGCGCCUUCCCCCCGGAGCCCGAGGAGCCGGAGGCCGACCAGCACCAGCACUUCGUGUACCGGCACGCCAGCUACUCCUCGGCCACCUCCGACUGCGAGACCGACGGCUACCUGAGCUCCUCGGGCGUCCUGGACUCGCCGGAGCUGCCGCCGUGGGCCGGCUCGGCGGGGGACUUGGCCAGCCCGCCGCCCGCCCGCCCCGCCCGCCGCUUCCCCACGAGCAUCGCCGUGCGGCUGCCCGCCGAGCCCGGCCCCUCGGCCGGCGACGUCUCCUCGCCCGUGGACAGCUACGCCUCGGACGCGGCCUCCGGCCUCAGCGACGGCUGCGAGGGGCUCUCGGCCGGCGAGCGGGGCGCCGAGACGCCGGGCAGGCGGCCGGCGGGGAAGCUGCUGCGGCGACGUGCCCGGGCCAGGCUGCGCAUCACCAACAUCUCGGACCAGAGCGACCGCGUGGUGGAGUGCCAGCUGCAGACCUACAACAACAAGAUGGUGACCUUCAAGUUCGACCUGGACGGGGACAGCCCCGAGGACAUCGCGGCCGUCAUGGUCCGCAACGAGUUCAUCCUGGAGUCGGAGCAGGACGGCUUCAUCCACCGCAUGCAGGACAUCAUCCACCGCGUGGAGACCCUGCUGCGCAAGGAGGGACGCGGCACCGCCGAGCCCCCCGCCAGCCCCGCCGCCGCCGGCCCCGCGGACCUGCAGCUGCAGGAGCUCUCGCGCUCCGUCUCCUCGUCCUCGCUCAGCGACCUGGGCUGCGCCAGCCCCAGCUUCUCGCUGCCGUCGCCGGCGCUGCCCUCGCUGAGCAGCUCCCCGUCGGAGAACGACCUCGCCGGCCCCGCCGCGCCGCCGGGCUCCCCCGCAGGCCCCCCCAGCGCGGCGGCGCAGGGCUGGCCCCCGGCUCCGUGGCCCCCGGCGGCUCCGGCGUUGCUGCCCCCCGGCAGCCCGGGGGGGUCGGUGGAGCCGGCGCUGCCCCCAGCCCGCCCAUCCCCGCCGCCCGUCCCCUCCGUGCUGGGGGCGCCCGGCAGCCCCCCCGCGCCCGCCGCCGCGCCGCCCUGGGCCCCCGCCGCCCCGCUGCUGUCGCUGGCCAACGUCUUCUCGCUGGCGGUCAUGAGCGUGGCCCACACGCUGCUGCCCGCCGUCUUCUCCAUCGCCGGCUCGGGCGCCCGCCUCCACCCGCCGCUGCCGCCCCGGCCCCAGAGCCUGGUCCUGGGGCCGCCGCGCUUCGCCUACCCCGACGCCGCCGGCCUGGCCAGGGCCGCCCCCACCAGCGGCGGAGCCCCGGGGCCGGCGGGGAACGGCGGCUCUGCCGGGGGGGCCCCCGUGCCGGCACCAGCCCCCCCGGGCAGCGAGGCCCCGGCGAGUCCCCUGCCGCCGCCGCUGAGCCCCUCGGCGCCGGGCGGGCUGGAGGGCGACACGGUGCCGCUCUGCUCCUCCAAGCCCGGCCACCAGCUUGUCGUCUCGGAGUCGCCGGCCGCCGGCGCGCCCAAGGCCCGGCUCUCGCCCAUCAACGAAGAAGCCAGGCCCCAGAUCCUGGGCCGGUUCCAGGUGACGCCGUCCAGGGACCCGGCCGGGAGCUCCCCGCUGCUGGGCCGCGAGGGUGGCGAGCCGCCUGGCCGGGAGCCCCGGGAGCCGGCGGCCGGCAGCCCCCCGCCGCCCGCAGCCCCCGAUGCCGAGAGCAGCACGAGCAGCGACUCGGACUCGGUGCUGGAGCCGGCGGCGCAGGAGCCCGAGGCCGACGAGGUGCUGGCUGAGGGCAUGCCGGCGGCGCUGCCGGAGAGCGACCGUGAGGGCCCCGGGGAGGAGGGCGCAGAGACCACGCCGCAGGCGGUGCUGAGCCAGGUGUGGCUGAGCUACUCCCGCAGCAUGUCCUACCUGAGCAGCGACGACACCGAGAGCGAGGACGAGGAGAUCUGGGAGGAGCUGCAGAACCUGCGGCAGAAGCACCUCGCCGAAGUGCAGCUGCUGCAGAGCGCCCAGAAGAAGGAGAUCGAGGAGCUGUACCUGCGCAUGGGGAAGCAGCCGCCGCUGGGCAUCGUCUCCCCCGCGGCCAUGCUCUCCAGCCGCCAGCGACGCCUCUCCAAGGGCAGCUUCAACCCGUCGCGCCGCAACAGCCUGCAGCGCCUGGAGCUGGCGCAGCCCACAGGAAUCAUGCGCCGAAACUCGCUGAGCGGCAGCAGCACCGGCUCCCAGGAGCAGCGGCUCAGCAAGGGGGUGACCUUUGCUGAGGACUUCAGCCGGGCGCCAGCUGGCCAGGAGCGAUUUCGCCAACUACCUCAACCAAGUGCCUGCUGCCCCGGAGGGCCGGCGAGAGCCCUUGGCAUCUCCUGGGACGACCACGCUGGUCCUGGGGGAGCAGCCUCCUCCCUCGCGCUGAGCCCACGGGGCUGGGUGCACUCGCGCCCCGGGGAGGAGCCCGGCCGCGCUCCUGGGAAGCCGGGGCAGCGUUGCGGGCUGCCCCUUCUCCCCCGCGUGGCCGGGGUGCUGCCGUGCCCCGCGCGGGGGUGAGAGGGGCCACCCCAGCCCAGCUGCCUUCACCCUGCACGUGCCCGCAGGACCCGCUGUCGGGCGAGCCCCAGCCCUGGCCGUUUACUCAGGCCCAGCCCCGGCUGUGGGCAGGGCGCGGGCUGGCUCUGCUCCUUAUGGCCUCCCUCACUUCACGCUUUUCUCCCGGCCCCACGGUCCCCGAGCUGGGCCCGCAGUGCGCAGCACAUCCGCUCAGCCCGGCCGUCGUCGUCCCUUCGGGGCAGAACCGCGCAUCCGUCGUGCCCCGGCCGCCCGCCCCGCUCUGCCCUCAGCGCUGCUCCGGCCCCGCGCUGCCUUCGACAACAUGCGCUGGUCCCGCGCCAGGCACGGCUCGCCCUGCGGCUCGCUGCCCACUGGCCUCCGCGCUGCCACCCGCCAGGCUGCCCCCACCCUGGCUGCAGCCCCCCCUUUUCAGACGCUUUGAGUAGCUGCGAAUGAAGCUGGCUGAAGAGUGGGAAGACGAUUCCCUCAUCCACAUAACAUGAUAGAGCCCAGUGUACCACGAGCGGCAGCUGGUGCAGUUUGUUAUGAACUGAUGUCUGGAAAAUGUUUUCAUAAAGACAAAUUAAAAACA